Podarcis raffonei (Aeolian wall lizard) is the source of this 1957-nucleotide messenger RNA. RefSeq names its product chromosome 10 C22orf23 homolog (gene C10H22orf23). The transcript has 7 exons. Lineage: Eukaryota; Metazoa; Chordata; Lepidosauria; Squamata; Lacertidae. The record is from RefSeq and is a predicted model, not a curated record. The coding region runs from base 104 to 847 and encodes 247 amino acids.
GGCGGUUGCUAUGGCGACGGCAGCCGCCAGCUCGGGCAAAAGGAGCAGGAGGAUGUGAGGGUUUCGUCUUUCCCUUACAAAUGAAGGGAACAAUUAAGAUCCUAUGAGGGAACUUUUUUCUUUUAAAGGUGCUGAAAUGGCUGCCCGAGAAAGGACCACACCUGCUGUGGCAAAAGGCUCUGGAUUCUGGCAUGUUCCCAUUGUAACCGAAUAUAGCCAGGAAACACAGAAACUGUUGAAAGUGAUGAUGCAAGAAUCCAAACUUACCAACUUCCAGCAACGUCAUCUCACAAACUGCAUAAAGCGAGGUGACUCCCUUCCUGAUAAAUGCAACCCAACAUCCAGCAAAGAACCAGAGCUUUCCAAGCCUGUCUCACCACCAAAGGCUUUUUUGUCCAUCAGUCCAUAUGGAAGACCUCGUCUCCGGCCUGCUGAGAUGUGCCGGGCAGGCGAUGCAUACAUCCGGGAGAAAUUCAGGCCCCAGGCCACCCGAGACCUGGAGAAGGAGAAGGAAAGACUCCAAAACAUUUUUGCAACAGGAAAGGACAAAGUUGAAAAAAAGCCGAAGAAAGAGCCAGUCAAGGUAGAAGAGAAGGUCCCAGAACCAGACCGGUUUGAAGAAUUGGUUAAUGAAGUUCAAGAUAGAAAGAGGUUUCUGGAAGAAAUGGAGGCCCUGGGACAAGGCAAAUUGUACCGAGGGAUCAUCCUCACUGAAAUAUCACAGAAGGUACGAGAGAUGGAGAUCAUCGACAAACAGAGGAGUGCAGAACUGAAAGAGGCGAUGGCUAAAUCCUUCAAUAUAGGCAACAAACCUGACCCUGAAUGCACAAGUCAAGAAGACCAGUAGUCCUUUCCCACUCCAGAACAUGAUUAUUGCACAAGGGUGCCAGAACUAGGCUUUCCACAAGACAGUUUCAGAAAUGGCUCUUAGCCCUUAAGUGGCAAAUGGAAGUUUCAGUGCCCCCAGGGGCUUUGUUUUUGCAGGAACUCAAAACAUUCUAUUUUCAUAGCUCUUAACAGCAAGAGGCCUUUUCGAGGGUGUGGUUUAAAAGCAGCCAUAGGAUUAAUGCCUGGCUACAGUAAAGGGCAUGAAUGGGCAUUUCUUCUUUAAACAGACCAGCAAGGGGUAGAACUUCCACACACCUAUCUAGUCUCAAUAUGAAGCAUAACAGGAUGCAGUUUUCUAGAAGGUUGUGCUUCUGCUUGUUAAAAUCACAAUAGCCUAUUAUAGGAAGUGUUUGGGUCAAAAGCUUCUGUCUAAGCUCAUAUCCUUUACUUUUCACACAUUUUCCGGUGAAAGUUAAUGCUGCCGUCUCUUACAAUCUUGUGUACAAUUAUACCUGACAAAUAAUGUUGCCUGCUGCUUCAGAGCUAAUAAGAACACUGUGAUGACUUGUUUUUAAUUUUAUGGCUACCUCAGUGAGAUUGGGAGCAUGUAGGAACAUGUCAGGACCAACCUAGAUAUAACAGAGGGCACCCAUGUUUGUUUAGUCACAGGCCUACCCCAUUCAUGACUAAAGCUGGGGUCGAGGAGGGCUGAUAUCUUAUUUGCUUUAACUCACUGUGCUCUGUCACUUGAAACAUUUUCUGGCUGUUUAGCUCAUGGUUGGUAUUGGAACCAGGGCAAAUGCCUGAAGUGACAAGAAUGGAAAGAGGUAAAUUGGGGAGGGAGGAGGCAACCAGCUCCCCUUACCUUUUAUUGUAAAAAGAAAACUUACUCCAGUUUAGUUGUGGGGCAGAAGUGUGAAUACAAAAUACAGCUGCCCCCUCAAGGCUAGUUUACCCCUCAUAUACUCUUCUCAUAUUAUUAUUUUUAAAAACAAGACUGGUAUGAAAUAUAUACCUGAGACGUCUCUAUUUUAUAUGCCCUGGGACUACCUUUAUAUGAGAGGGUCUGUUUUGUUUCUACUGUGAUUCAAAAUGGAGAAAUAAACACCAACACUGUUGCUAAAUACAA